UAAUAAUUCAGUCCUUCAUUAUUUAUAUAACUGGUUCUUUGAGUUGUAUGUGAAGUUUCUAUCCUAGGAUUGCAACUUUGGUAUCUAAAUAAUGAAUUAUUCUGACCAAGACAUAUUGGGUCAAGCCUUUGAAGAUGCCUUAGAGGUGUUACAGCAACAUUCUGAUGGUGAGAUUCAGUAUUCACCAGUAGAUUAUAAAAAUUGCCCGACCCUAAUCAACCACCAUCCUCACCUCAGAGCAAGUCCAAACUACUCUGCAGCACCACCUACAGAGGAACCAGUAUACAACUGGAGAAAUGUAAUAAAUAGUGCAACAGAUUUAUAUUCUGAAGGAACUGUUUACCACACUCUGUCGAAUAUUCCAGAAAACCAAGUGAUGCAUACUACUACUAGCCAGCAAAAAGGAGGGAAAGGGAGAAAAAAACUUCGCCUGUUUGAAUAUCUUCAUGAGUCUCUGUGUGACCCAGAUAUGGCAAACUGCAUCCAGUGGGUGGAUAAACCCCAUGGUGUCUUCCAGUUUGUUUCCAAAAACAAGGAGAAACUUGCAGAGCUGUGGGGGGAAAGAAAGGGAAACCGCAAGGUCAUGACAUAUCAGAAAAUGGCCAGAGCAUUGAGGAACUAUGGAAGAACAGGGGAAAUCAUUAAAAUCCGAAGGAAGCUGACAUAUCAGUUCAGUGCAGCUGUUUUACAAAGACUCUCCCCUUCUUACUUCCUGGGGAAAGAAACAGUUUAUUGUCAGUAUCUUCAGUACAAUCAAGAAUACCAGUGUUCAGACGACUGGAUCACUUAUAACAAUUACAUGUAUAACAGUGAGCUGCAGCAUGCUAACGGCUAGACAUGUGUCACAUUAAUUUAUCUUUUUAAUAGUUAGAAAUAUCUUAAAGCUCACAAUUCUUCUCUCAAUAUAUAUUUUUCUUUUAAAAUGUAACAAAUACACACACACACACACACACACACACCAUGGGUGUGCUUAUCAGAAAAGAAUGUUUCAGUACUGGCCUAAUUUUGCACCCAUUGCAGUGAAUGAGAAACUUUAAUUGACUAUAAGAACAUAAGAACGGCCAUACCGGGUCAGACCAAAGGUCCAUGCAGCCCAGUAUCCUGUCCACCGACAG
Molecule: messenger RNA, 1115 nt
Organism: Mauremys reevesii (Reeves's turtle)
Lineage: Eukaryota; Metazoa; Chordata; Testudines; Geoemydidae
Gene: SPIC
Product: Spi-C transcription factor
Exons: 6
Coding region: 92-835 (247 amino acids)
Biological process (GO): regulation of transcription by RNA polymerase II; cell differentiation
Cellular component (GO): nucleus
Molecular function (GO): DNA-binding transcription factor activity, RNA polymerase II-specific; sequence-specific DNA binding
Source: RefSeq, a predicted model, not a curated record